Messenger RNA from Fragaria vesca subsp. vesca, 782 nucleotides. RefSeq lists its product as uncharacterized. The record is from RefSeq and is a predicted model, not a curated record. The transcript has 2 exons. Bases 42 to 536 code for a protein of 164 amino acids. Lineage: Eukaryota; Viridiplantae; Streptophyta; Magnoliopsida; Rosales; Rosaceae.
AUCAUCCUCCUCCUCGCUUAACUUUCCAACGCCCACAAGCCAUGUCCUUCUUCACACUACUCCUCCCAUGGACUCUUCUCCUUACCGUUCUACUCUCUCUACCCCUCUCUCUCUCCUCCUCUUCCUCCAUCCAUGACCUCCUCCGCUCGCAGGGCCUGCCAGCUGGUCUCCUCCCUAAGGAAGUCAAGUCCUACUCACUCUCCGACGACGGCCUCCUCCAAGUCUUCCUCGACGCUCCGUGCCUCACCAAAUUUGAGAACCGGGUUUUCUUCGACAGCGUCGUGAGGGCCAACCUCAGCUACGGAAGUCUCAUCGGAGUUGAGGGUUUGACUCAGGAAGAGCUCUUUCUGUGGCUGCCGGUGAAGGACAUCAUCGUUGAUGAUCCGGGAUCCGGUCUCAUACUCUUCGACAUUGGAGUAGCUCAUAAACAGCUUUCUCUGUCGCUCUUUGAAGAUCCUCCUUCCUGUAAACCCUCAGGUGCAGUAGUGAAGAAUCAUGUGAAGAAGCAGGGAAAAGGGUUUGAAGCUCUGAGAUAGCUAGGGAGAUGAUUCCUAUCUGUUACAAAUGUGUGUUUUUCUAUAAUUGAGCAGUUUAAAAUUGAUUAGUCUUCUUAUUAAUUAAUGAUAUAAGUAUGUAAUUAGAUGGAGGCUAGCUUGAUUAGAGUAAUUAGGAGAGCCUUUAAAGAGGAAUAGGAGGAGUUAGCAAAGAUGUGAGGAAUCUGAUGUUGUAUGUGCUCAACAUAUUAGCGGUUUCUAAUCUUCUAAUCUUUGUUUUUGCCUUUG